This is a messenger RNA of Drosophila sulfurigaster albostrigata, 1608 nucleotides long. It is a transcript of the gene Fitm, whose product is annotated as acyl-coenzyme A diphosphatase FITM2. Gene Ontology annotation, biological process: lipid droplet organization; lipid storage; phospholipid biosynthetic process. The record is from RefSeq and is a predicted model, not a curated record. Gene Ontology annotation, cellular component: endoplasmic reticulum membrane. The coding region runs from base 305 to 1591 and encodes 428 amino acids. The transcript is spliced from 2 exons. Lineage: Eukaryota; Metazoa; Arthropoda; Insecta; Diptera; Drosophilidae.
GUAGCAGCAUGUUGUUCUAUUUUUUGUAGCUGAAGCAACAGCUGCAUAUUUUGAUUAAAAAUAUACCACAAUGGGCAAAAAACAGAAAUAAAUCAACGACAAAAAUUUAUUGUGUUAAGUGAAAAGUGCAAAUUGCAAAAAAGAGCAUAGCGCAGUUUAGUUCUAUGUAAUUCGUACAAUUCAAUCAGUACCGUUUGAACUUUGAUAUCUGACAAAUUACAGCCGCUUUCACUUUUUACCGUAACCAAAAAGGGCUAUAAUACAAACAACGUAGUUACUCGUCAAUACUUGAACAACAACAACUAUGGCUACAAAACGACGUCCACUUCGGCCAAAUCUGGGCGGCAGCGGAAGUAGUGGCCCUCAAAGUAGUAACUCCAAUAUGAACUUUCGACCUGGAGGACCUGACAUUACAAGAUCCGAGGCACGCGGCACACGUCCCACAGCGGCUCCAACGAGCAUACGCGAGAUCCUCGUCAUGGGCGUGAUACACUUGUGCAAAAAGACCAUCUUCUUCAACACGGACCUUAAGGUGGCGCUCUAUUUGGGGAGUCUAUUCAUCAUAUCGCUGAUUGGCGACUUCUUGCCCUUUCCUAAAACGUACUUUGCCCGCUCUGACAACUUAUUCAAUAUGUAUUUCGUCAAAAUCGGCUGGGGCUGGACUUUGUUGUUCCUCGUGCCCUUCACGGUGCUUUCGUCGUAUACGAUCACAUGUGGCGAUAUGAAACGCAUGCUGAGACAUCACUUACCUCGAGUACUGAUUGCCACAUUCUUCUGGUUCUUCUGGACGAAACUGUUUAACAUAGUGGAAACUUCAUAUGGUCGUUGCACAACGAAAGGCUACGCAAGCAAGUCCAGCUGCCUAAAAGCAGGUCAUCUAUGGCAAGGUUUCGACAUCUCUGGUCACGCUUUCAUACUCAUCCACUCGAGCUUAGUGCUGAUUGAAGAGGCGCGUCCGAUUAUCAAAUGGGAAACGAUUAAAGAGCAUCUGCGCAAUGAACUGCACAAUCGCAGUGUCUCCGAGACGUCUGGCAGCAAUCCACUGCGUACUCUUAAUGAGGAGCAAAUUCGUAGUCUACAAUUUCUGUACAAUCGCCUGACGCCCAUUAUUCGCACAUUGUUCAUUGGCAUGGCUGCCCUGCAACUGCUCUGGGACAUCAUGCUAGUGGGUACGAUGCUGUACUAUCAUCGCAUGAUCGAGAAGGUGAUCAGCGGCAUCAUUGCCAUUCUUACGUGGUACUUUACCUAUCGCUUUUGGUAUCCCACGAAUGGUCUCUUACCCGAGGCGCCUGGCAAUGGAGCAUUCUACUAUCAACGCGAGAGCUUUGUGUUCAAGCGUCCCACGCAUUUGCCAAGCUGCUCAACGCAGGCUGGUGCCCAGGUGUCGCCAGGUGGUGCAAGAGCAAACGCCAAUGGACAAUGGCAGUCGGGUAAACUAAGUGGUCAAUCGCAACAGCAGCAGCAACAGCAACAAAUACCCACCUUUAUGGGUAUGCCGCUGUUCACCAAUGUGAAGGCAGCUGCCUCAGCAGCUAGUUUGUUGCAGGCCGAGCAGAAGAAGCGCGAACAACAGGCAGGCUUGGAGAGUUGAGUGAUUUGAUUGAAACA